This is a messenger RNA of Lasiosphaeria miniovina, 2127 nucleotides long. RefSeq names its product Cys/Met metabolism PLP-dependent enzyme-domain-containing protein. The coding region runs from base 1 to 2127 and encodes 708 amino acids. The record is from RefSeq and is a predicted model, not a curated record. NCBI's taxonomy places the organism in Eukaryota, Fungi, Ascomycota, Sordariomycetes, Sordariales, Lasiosphaeriaceae. Gene Ontology annotation, molecular function: transferase activity, transferring alkyl or aryl (other than methyl) groups; pyridoxal phosphate binding. Gene Ontology annotation, biological process: transsulfuration. The transcript has 10 exons.
AUGGCCGAACUCAGCAAGAACUUCGAGACGCUGCAGCUCCAUGCCGGGCAGGAACCCGAUCCGACGACAAACUCGCGAGCAGUGCCCAUCUACGCCACUACGAGUUUCGUCUUCAACGACAGUGCCCAUGGCGCCCGCCUCUUUGGGCUCAAGGAGUUUGGCAACAUCUACUCCCGGAUAAUGAACCCUACGACAGACGUAUUUGAGAAGCGGAUCGCGGCUCUAGAGGGUGGCGUUGCCGCCGUUGCGGCGUCGUCGGGCCAGGCAGCGCAGUUCAUGGCCAUUGCUACGCUGGCGGGCAGCGGCGACAACAUUGUGUCGACGUCGAACCUGUACGGCGGCACGUACAACCAGUUCAAGGUCCUGUUCGCCCGCUUUGGCAUCACGACAAAGUUCAUCGACGGGGACAAGCCCGAGGACAUUGUCGCCGCCAUCGACGACAAGACCAAGGCCGUCUACAUUGAGAGCAUCGGUAACCCGCGCUACAACGUGCCCGACUUUGAGGGCAUCGUCAAGGUUGCCCACGAGCACGGCGUGCCCGUUGUGGUUGACAACACGUUUGCCGCCGGAGGCUUCUUCGUGCGGCCCAUCGACCAUGGCGCCGACAUUGUCGUGCACUCGGCGACCAAGUGGAUAGGGGGCCACGGCACGACCAUCGGCGGCGUCAUUGUCGACAGCGGCAAGUUCGACUGGGGCAAGAAUGCGGCGCGGUUCCCGCAGAUGGUGGAGCCGUCGGCGGGCUACCACGGGCUCAAAUUCUGGGACACGUUCGGGCCCAUCACCUUCAUCAUCCGGCUGCGCGUCGAGAUUCUGCGCGACCUCGGGGCGUGCCUCAACCCCUUCGCCGCGCAGCAGCUCAUCCUCGGCAUCGAAACGCUGAGCCUGCGGGCGGAGCGGCACGCGCAGAACGCGGCCGCACUGGCGGCGUACCUCGAGAAGAGCCCCUACGUGACGUGGGUGUCGUACCCGGGCCUGGCCAGCCACCCGUCGCACGAGAACGCCAAGAAGUACCUCAAGCGCGGCUUCGGCGGCAUGCUGAGCUUCGGCGUCAAGGGAGGCGGUGCCGCCGGCAGCCAGAUCGUCGACGGUUUCAAGCUCGUCUCCAACCUGGCUAACGUCGGCGACUCCAAGACGCUCGCCAUCCACCCCUGGAGCACUACGCACGAGCAGCUGUCGGACGAGGAGAAGAUCAGCUCGGGCGCCACCGAGGAUCUCAUCCGCAUUUCUGUCGGCACCGAGCAUAUUGACGACAUCAUUGCCGACUUCGACCAGGCGUUCAAGGCCGCUGAGGCCCAACCACCGACAACGACGACGACAACGACGACGGCGAUGCUCCGGUCCGCCCUUCUCAUAGCCCUAGCCGUCACCGCCGCCGCAUCUACCUCCCCCCAGCAGCAUCUCCAGCGGCAGACCUCCGUGACCCUACGGAUCCCCGCUUCGCACUUGCUGCCGAACCCGGGCGUGCUGCCGCCUUCGACGCACGGCACGCUGUCGGCGCUCGGCGCAGGCCGCGCGUCGGCGCCGCUGACGGCGGCCAACACGCUCGUGUUCGGCAACGUCAGCGCCGGCUCGUACCUGGUCGACGUGCACUGCGCGACGCACGCGUUUGCGCCGCUGCGGGUGGAUGUGGUUGAGAGGGGUGAGGGUGAUGGGCUGCUGGUCAGGGCGUGGGAGACGUUCCGCGGCAAUGACUGGGAUAACAAGGGCGAGGCCGUGCCAGCGGAUGGUGGGAUUGAGGUGCGCGUGCUCGGGGAGAAGAACUACUUCAUGGAGCGGAGCAAGUUCAACGCCUUCAGCAUCCUCAAGAACCCCAUGAUCCUCCUCGGGCUGGUCAGCAUGUGCAUCUUCAUCGGGAUGCCGUACCUUGUCGACAACAUGGACCCCGAGAUGCGCGCCGAGUGGGAGGAGCGCCAAAAGACGAACCCGAUGAACGGGAUCAUGGGCGCGGCGACGGGGCAGCCGGGCGCCAGCGGCGGCGUGGGCAACUUCGACAUGGCGGCGUUUCUGGCAGGGACGUCGGCCAAGAAGGGCGGGUCCGAUGAUGGAGCAGCAGCAGCAUCCUCAGUAGCAGACUCUGGCAAGACGACAUCGGGUAAAGGCGGAGAGAACAGCAGGAAGAAGAGGUGA